Messenger RNA from Erigeron canadensis, 1764 nucleotides. Its product is annotated as APETALA2-like protein 2. Gene Ontology annotation, molecular function: DNA binding; DNA-binding transcription factor activity. The coding region runs from base 80 to 1507 and encodes 475 amino acids. The transcript is spliced from 10 exons. Lineage: Eukaryota; Viridiplantae; Streptophyta; Magnoliopsida; Asterales; Asteraceae. Gene Ontology annotation, biological process: regulation of DNA-templated transcription. The record is from RefSeq and is a predicted model, not a curated record.
CACACAUAUAUUUGUUUGUGUCACAUAAUAUAAAACAUAAUAAAUACCUUAAAAAACUUUGUUUUUCUAAAAAAAAAACAUGUUGGAUCUUAACUUAAACUUCCUUAAUCAACUAGACCAAGACCAAACAACAUCAUUUAGAGACACCCAAGAAUCUUGUACCUCAAACUCAUCCAUCAUUAAUGCUGACACCAGUAAUGCCGGCGACGGUGACGGCGAUGGUGACGGUGACGAUGACUCUAGUUUUUCCGGUUUCAACUUUGAUAUCUUAAAAGUUGGUGAUACUAAUGUUCAGCCCGAGUUGGCUCGUCAGACCGAGUUGGUGACUCAGCAUCUGUUUCCACUGAGUCACAACUCGAACUCGGAGUCAUUUUUGUUGUGUGCUGAGAAUAAUGGGUUGAAAGAAAUGAAAGUACAAAAACAAGACGAAAUCAAAGUACAACAAGUACUGCAUAAAGUACAACCUAAUAAAAAGAGUAGAAGAGGACCAAGGUCAAGAAGUUCACAAUACCGAGGUGUUACUUUUUAUAGAAGGACUGGUAGAUGGGAGUCACAUAUUUGGGAUUGUGGGAAACAAGUUUAUUUGGGGGGAUUUGAUACUGCUCAUGCUGCAGCUAGAGCGUAUGAUCGAGCAGCAAUUAAAUUCCGAGGUGUUGAUGCUGAUAUAAAUUUCGAUCUAAGUGAUUAUGAGGAGGACAUGAAGCAGAUGAAGAACUUUUCAAAAGAAGAAUUUGUGCAUAUACUAAGAAGGCAAAGCACAGGGUUCUCGAGGGGAAGCUCAAAAUAUAGAGGGGUAACGUUACACAAAUGUGGCAGAUGGGAAGCACGAAUGGGGCAGUUUCUAGGCAAAAAGUAUAUAUAUCUUGGACUAUUCGACAGUGAAGCAGAUGCUGCAAGGGCUUAUGACAAGGCAGCCAUUGAGUGUAAUGGAAAAGAAGCCGUGACCAACUUUGAGGCCAGUACUUAUGAAGGGAACACACUUCCUGCACCAAAUCAUGAGAACGACCAUAAUCUGACUUUAAGCUUGGGAAUUGCAUCCCCUUCUGUUGGAGCCGGUCCUAGUAGAAAUGAUAAUUUAGUGCAAUCCCAUAUGAAUUGUGGGAAUGACACUCGGAGAUUACAGCAUUUCGAGAACCCUGUUUCAACCACAGCAGGCUGUAAAACAGCUUUUAAAGGACUACCCAUAACAGCAGGACAAUCUCCAUCAUGGAAUGGUGUAUACCCAACCUAUGUUCCCAACUAUGAGGGAAAUACGACAAAUAGUAGGACCAUAGCAGGCCCAUUACAAGGUCAGCCCAACUGGGGGUGGCAACUGCAGAGCCACAAUCACAAUCCGUCAGCAGCAUCAUCACGAUUCUCAGCUCCAGUAGCCGCUUCUGUCAUGACUUCUGGCAGCAGCCACCAUUCAAUGGCGGCUUUCAACAGCCAUUAUCAUUCUCCGUCCAUGGCUGCCACAAGCUCUUCUCAAUACUAUUACCAGACAAGGCCACCACCACCUCCACCUUAAUGAGUCAACACAAAACAUUGUUUAUAGUGACCGUUGACUGAUUGUUUCCAUAUAGUAAUUGCUAUAGGCUAUGCUAUUAAGCAACAAAAUUGCCUGAUAUAUAUUUUGUGUCUCUGUGUGAGUAAAGAGAGAAAGAAUCUAUGAGCUCUAAGUGUGUUACUAGUCUACUUCUAAACAGAUUUUUAGUAGUAAAAUGGCGGUCACUGAUGUGCAUAUCCAGAUUUGGAAGCUAUGAUGGCUAAGCUUGAUUCACUCAA